AUGCUAGGUGAGCCAGAGCCUGACACGCAUGAGCAGAAGGAGAAGCCGGGCCACAUGGCAGAGAAAUCAGAGGGACAGAGAGGAGCCAGGAUGCAGCCACAGAAGUCUCAGAAACCAAAAGGGCACGGCAUCCGUCACAGUGUCCUUUCCCUUCACCACCUGUGCUCACCAGCAGCACACAGCAGCUCCUCCUCCCUCACCAUGGAGCCCGAAGUUCCACCGGAGGACCAGGGCGGACACUGGGGGGGCACGGGCUCCGAGCCCGCGGCGGUCCCACGCCGGAGACGGGACCUGCACCACACCACCCGCCACCCUCCGCACCCGGGAGCCGCCACAGCGCCCACCCCUCCGGCCGGGCGCGGUCUCCCGGCUCCCGCCGGCUCCCACCAGCCCCCGCCGCGCCCCCGCCCGCACACGUGGGCUCCCAGGGCCCCGGCCCCGCGCGCCCGCCGCUGCCGCACCUACCCGCCGCCCGAGGCGAGGGAGCCAGGCGCCCGGCACGGUGCAGCGGCCACCCCCAGCCGCCGAGCCGAGCUUCUGCCGCCGCCGCGCUCCCAGCCGCUGCCUGCGCCCUCCCCGCCGCCCCCUCGGGUGCCGGCUCCAGCCCCCGCGCCGGGAGGCCGGCGGGCGCGCGGCGCGGGCGCGGGGCUGUGGCGGCGGCGGUGGCUGGACCCCGAGGUGCCGGCCCCGGGCCCCCGCUCACCUGGGCGCGCCGCGCAUCGUCCUUCUCCCCGGCCAGCAGGGCAGGGCUGCGCGGGUUCCACGCCCCCAGCCCCGGCGGCCGCCCCCCGCCCUGGGAGCGGCGACGGCGACGGCUGCGGGGCGCACGCCGGAGUGGGCGCGGAGGCGGCUGCCGGGACCUUGCCCCCCUGGGCUGGCCGCGGGCGCCUCCCCUGCCUGAGGGUUGCCCCUGGCCCGCGCUGGCUGCUGGGUGACCUUGGGCAAGUUGGUUAA
Molecule: messenger RNA, 954 nt
Organism: Mustela erminea (ermine)
Lineage: Eukaryota; Metazoa; Chordata; Mammalia; Carnivora; Mustelidae
Product: extensin-like
Exons: 3
Coding region: 1-954 (317 amino acids)
Source: RefSeq, a predicted model, not a curated record